AUGGCGGAAAUCAGAAAUAAGAAGGUGGUGGAAGAUGUUGCAAUAAUCGGAGGGUUGAUCGGAGUCCAAUUUAUCUACGCAGGGAACGCUUUUCUGAUGAGUUAUGCUAUGUCAUUAGGCCUUACCUCUCUUACCAUUGUUAUUUUCACUUCCCUAGCUACCUUCCUUGUUCUCUUCCCCGUUGCCUUUUAUUUUGAAAGGACUAAGUGGCCCAAGAAGUGCAAACUCAAGCUGAUUAUGCAACUCUUGUUUCUUUCAUUUGGAGGACUAGCUUUCCAGUGUCUGUUUCUGAAAGGAAUCAAUCUAACUUCACCAGCAAUGGGAACUGCAAUGCCAAACCUUGCACCGGGUCUUAUCUUCAUCAUGUCUUGGACUUUUGGGUUGGAGAGUGUAAACUUAAGGAACACACAUAGCAAAGUAAAAAUCUUAGGAACACUGCUAUGUGUUUUUGGGGCUCUCACAAUGAGCAUAAUGCAAAGCAUUUCUGCUCCUCCGGAAACCGGUUUUGAGGCUACAGUUCAAUCAUCAUCGACGCCAUUGCAGUUUGUCUUUGACAAGCACAAGAUGAUUGGCAGCCUCUAUCUUGUCGCUGCAGUCUUCAUACUGUCGAGCAGUGUCGUCUUGCAGGCUUUUGUUCUUGGAGAUUUUGCGGCACCUAUGUCCUUGGGUGCAAUAACGUCCUUGUUAGGGGCCUUCAUGACCGCAGUUUUUCAGUUACUUACAGAGCACCAAGUGAAAACUGAUUGGCAAGUUCUGCGUUUUAAAGACCUAAUUGGCUAUUCUUUUCUGGCAGGUGUAGCGAGUGGAAUAUGUUUAAGCUUCAAUGGUUGGGCACUUAAGAAGAAAGGACCAGUCUUGGUCUCCAUGUUUAGCCCCAUUGCUACAGUCUGCUCUGUCAUUUUCUCCUUUGUUACCAUGAGAGACACUAUUAAUUUUGGAAGCAUUGCAGGUAUGUUACUCAUGUUCACUGGCUUGUACUUAGUUCUUUGGGCCAAAGACAAAGAAGGCAACGCAAGAGGAAAUAAUGGCAAUGAGAUUGAGAAGGCUUUUUUAAGUUGAUUGUGUUUUCAAUUGUGCAAAUAGAUGCACAUGCUGUGACCAAGAUUGGAAAAGUUAAGCGUGUUAUGAAAACAGCGAUUUAACAUGAUAUAAAGAAGGGCAAAUAAUGUAGCUGACUUCCUUGCAAAACGAGCUGCUCUACAGAUUCGAACUAUGUCAAAUGACCGGUUUCAAAUGAUGAUUUUUUCGAAUUUGUCGUAGU
Messenger RNA from Arachis stenosperma, 1261 nucleotides. RefSeq names its product WAT1-related protein At5g47470. Gene Ontology annotation, cellular component: plasma membrane. Lineage: Eukaryota; Viridiplantae; Streptophyta; Magnoliopsida; Fabales; Fabaceae. The transcript has 7 exons. The record is from RefSeq and is a predicted model, not a curated record. Gene Ontology annotation, molecular function: transmembrane transporter activity. The coding region runs from base 1 to 1059 and encodes 352 amino acids.